CUGAGAUCCGCGCACAGCACGUCACUCCAGACGACUCCGCGCAUUCAAUACAUCACAAUCCGCGCAGCCAAGGAAACCCAGCAAAACUCUGCCCCCCAAAUCCCCGGACCCUCAGGGUGGGGUAGAGACUCAGAGAAGAGGCAGCUCAAACAAAAGCACUCCUCUUGGCUUUAAGAUUAAAAGAAACACCAGCUGCAAAAAAGUGCAGAUACAAACUCGAGACGAAAAGUGGAACCGAUCGGCGUCUCCACGUUUUCAUGCAAAACUUUUCCUGAAGUCACUGAAGGAGCAGCGAGCAUCAAACUGACGGACUGAAAAUGGCAAUCUCGUGGACACUCAUUGUAUUAGGCACCCUCCUGCAAGGCAUGCAGUGCAAUGCUAAUGAUAAUUCAACUACAGCCCCAAACAGUUCCAUUUCACCCACCUCAGUGGGUGCCAGUGCAGCCAGUUCCACUGAAUCCACUCUUCCUCCCACCUCAUUCAGUUCCACUAAACCCACCACUUCUUCUGCCUCAUCAGAGUCCACUCUACGUGCCACUACACCCACCACAUUGGAGCCCAGUAAAUCUCCUACUCCAUCAGAGUCCACUACUCCAUCAGAGUCCAUUACACAAGCGCCAACCACUAAAGCUACUUCACCAGAUCAGACUGGGCCAUCUUCAACAGUGGCUAAUCAAGACAUUGACAUGAUAAACAUUAACACAUCUACACAAAAUAGUCAAGUCACAACCCAAGCCACAACAAUUCAACCCACGACAUCCAAUGCAGGCACUACCCACACUACUACAACCAACACUCCUCCAAAUUCACCUACAACUCUCACCACAACCCAUCCCAAACAAGGUACCACCGACAUAAUUAAACUUGCAACCACUUUUUCUAAAGGAGAUGGCACCACCCAACUCAUGUCUACACAGACAGCCCCAUCUGCUGUUACCAAAAACUCUGAAUUACCAAUCACAACAGAACCAGGCUCUAAAUCUAUUGCUUCUCAAAGUCUUGGGACAACGAAACCACAAACAACUACUGCCUUGAUCGGACCAGGCCUGCGAAGGGAUGAAGAGAUUACAACUAACACUCCCCAAGAAUUAAUUCACUAUUCCUUUAAUCCAAGCAAAAGCAAUGAGAAUCACGUCCUGGGUCAAACCUGUAAGACGCUGCUUCAGACGAUUAAAGGAAAUUGCAUUAUCAACGUGACAAUUCAUGACAAUCGAUUAACUGCAACAGUAAUAAUAGAUGCUGAGCAUGUGAUACCGCCAGAAAACUACAAACAAGUCAGUGAAGCUCCAAACAAUACUACUCAUAGAGAGGAUUUAAGCAAGGACACAAUACCAGACACGUUAAUCGCCAUCUUGGCUUCUUGUGGCGCUUUGGUGCUCAUUCUGUGCUGCUUUGCUGCAUACUGCACUUAUCAUCGCAGAUCCUACAGGAAGAACCAGCAGCAACACCUGACAGAAGAGCUCCAGACAGUGGAAAACGGUUAUCAUGACAAUCCUACGCUGGAGGUGAUGGAGGUACAGCCGGAGAUGCAAGAGAAAAAACUGACAAUGAACAGGGAGUUCAACGACAGCUGGAUCGUCCCCAUAGACAACCUGCUGAAAGAGGACAUACCUGAUGAAGAAGACACACACUUGUAAUGGCAUCAGAUGAACCGUCUGGAGAAGGAAACCUGCUGCUCUCAUUACGGUAGACUGUGACCGGCCAGGAUGAAGAGAAAGCAGAGAUUGACAUAAAGACUAUCAAAUGACAAUGGUUUCAUUUGGUGCCCGGGUGUAUAUGGUGUAAUAAAGUAGUUGAAUGUCA
Carassius carassius (crucian carp) is the source of this 1803-nucleotide messenger RNA. RefSeq names its product podocalyxin-like. The record is from RefSeq and is a predicted model, not a curated record. The transcript is spliced from 7 exons. The coding region runs from base 318 to 1637 and encodes 439 amino acids. Lineage: Eukaryota; Metazoa; Chordata; Actinopteri; Cypriniformes; Cyprinidae. Gene Ontology annotation, cellular component: microvillus membrane; apical plasma membrane. Gene Ontology annotation, biological process: positive regulation of cell-cell adhesion mediated by integrin; negative regulation of cell-cell adhesion; cell migration.